AACAAGUUCCUCAGCAAGUCGCGCUGGGGGCGCAAGAUUGGCGGCGGCUCCAAGGAAAUGCCCGACGACGCCCUUGCGAAGGAGGCCCAAAAGCUCCAGGCCCAGCAGGACGUCGACGACUUCCUGAAACCCUCCACCCAGAAGUCCCAGCCGCACCCGACCCUCCCCAAGCCGCGCAUCGACAUCGCCGCCGCGCAGAGAUGGCCCAGUGCAAAAGACAUCCUGUCCGCUGCUCGCUCCCCCGGCGCGGGGCUGGCGACGACACCCCUCACGAGCUCAUUGCGGGGCAGUGAGAACGCGAAACCGAAGCGGGCCAAGGGCCUCUCUGUGUCCUUCGUGCGGACAGCGCCGGAGAUAAUUGGCCACGGCGGCGACGAGACCGAGGAGGCGUCAAUCGAAAUCUCGAAGCGGAAGAACAGCGCGUCGGGUGCGGCGCCAGGGCAACCAGCGGUACAUCAGGACGACAGCGUGCUGGGGAUGCGCACGCCGGACUUCAAUGGCUGGAGGGGAGACCAGGCGCAAACUACAGGUGUCGAGAGGCCUGGGAUUCCUAAGAGGUCGACUACAUCACAUGGAGAGAUUUCCCCGCCGCUGCAGGCUAAGAUGGAUAUGGGGAAUAUCACUUCGCAGGCGCAACCGCCACCACCUCCACCGCGAGGAGUGGGCCCAAUGGGAUUGGGAGACCGUCCGAAACCACUGCAGAGGGCUCCGACUGGAUUCGGGGACGUUGAUGAUGGUGUUUCCAGACCGAGCUUUGAUUCGACUUUUUCCAGAGACUCGGAUGAUUUCAAUUCUUUACAGCGGGGUGCUAGCGUGCGUACGGUAGAAUCGGUGGCUGAGGAAGAGGAAGAGGACGAUUUCGUGCCACGGCCUAUGCGGCGAACUCAAACCGGCUUUGCUAAUGAGCAGGCAUCUGAUCAACAUCCAAGCUUACCUGAUUUCAAUUUCGGCGAUGACUCUCCUAUCAUGUCUAAGAAACACUUCUUGGAGAGCGAACCCUCGGACCCCAGCUCUUUCGCGGCGAGAGUCCAGCACCAGAUGAGGGCCGAGGAGGGAAGGGCGUUGCAUGCGGGCGUUGAGCAUCCCGCCGUCGAUUCUGAUGGCAGACCUUCUUUGGACAGCGCGAGCUCGUACUCCAAUACGACCUCGCCGGAGUCCUAUCGAGCACCCCCUUUUCCUGCUGCGCAGGAUCAGUUUCAGAGGCGGCCAACUAACGCCACACGGCCCUCUUACGAGCCUGCCCCUCCGCAAGUGCCGCUUCAGUCCAGACCAUCGAAUGCUACACGACUUUUCGAGCCAGCGCCGCCGCAAGGGCAGCUUCAGUCAAAGCCAUCGAACGCCACGCGGCCUUCGUACGAGCCAGCGCCAUCACAAGGGCAACUUCAGCCACGGCCAUCGAACGCUGGUUCCAUAAAUUCGAGGGUUUCGCCCGAGCCGCGUCUGGCUGCGCAAUUGGAAUCGGAACCACGUCGUUCGCAUGCCCGAAAGCCAUCACAAGAUCCUCCUAUAAGGAAAGCUCUUCCUUCGCCCGAAGCCGGUAGUGAAGCUCCAGUCAUUCAAAACACCGGACCCCAGGUUCCCCUCCAUCGAUCAGAUACGAAAGCUCAAGGCAAUGCUGCCCUAAUAGACUUUGCGGAUCGCGUUACCCACAUGCAAGGAAUCUUCCGGCUUACAGCUGAGAUGGAGAAGCCGCUUUAUGAUGCCUCCCCUAUGCAAUGGUUAAGAGCUAGCAUGUGGUGGUUCCUUCGAGGCCGAUCUGGCAUGGAAGCACUUAUUCGUGGUAAACCUCGUGGCGAUGCCUCCGCGGAAGCACGUCCUCAACUACUCACACAGCCUCAUGUUGACCUGGCUAAGACGUGGUGGAUCGUGGCCGAGGUCGUGCAGAACCAUCCCGGGCUGAGGAAGUACGGCGACAUGCAGAUGGAAUCGCAGGCUCUUGGCUCGCGUCAGGCUGGAGAUACAAUUAUGGCUGAUAUCUACGAUACAUAUGAUGUUGUGCUGUCGUAUUUGAAGCUGCUUCUAGCCUCGAUGAAGCGACAUCAAGUCAUGCCGCCACGACAGUCCCUGAUCCAGGGCCAAGACCAGACAAUCUGGCACAAGUACCCCAAUUUCUCUCUCGAUGCUCAAUCGAUCUUAUCCGCUCAAGCAAUGCAUCCUGCGAGCUGUAUGCCACUUGGGGAUACGAAAGCGGAUUUUGUCUAUUCGCGCAUGUUUGUCACGGCUUCGCUCGCGACCGAGGAGGCAGAAACAGAUCGUGUGCCCAUGACCUGCGUUCUCUCCGUCAUGCGCCCACACAACGAUCUCUCCAUCAAGAUUACCGUCUGCAGCAUGACCGAACUCGUCAACAUAACCGUCCAGAACGACCCCAAGGCCCGUCCCACUUGGGAAGACGUCCAAUGGAAGGUGAAGACCCGUGGUCUGUAUGUCACUCUUCCUCGUGGCUACACCCUCAGCAUAGAACUCAAUGAGCAAGACUUCCGCCAGCUAUGGGCUAUCGUGGAUCACACGAACAAGGUUGCAUCCCGGCUGCGCCCUCAUGGGGAUGAACGUGUUGUCUACGAUCAAGCUCUCCGUGACUUAAAGUACACCGACCCGACGAACCCGCAAGCCUUUCCAGCAGAACGUGUAAAGCGGUGUAGGACCAUUGUGUUUGAGAAGUGUUUGAAGAGCAACGAGGGAACCGGCAAGCGGCGCCUCCACCGCGGAUUCCGGAUUGUUGUUGUGACGAAUCCGAAGAGUAGGACCUUGAGUUGCGUCAGCCACGAUGUCGGCCUGCAGAAGCCUUUGAACUUUGAAUUCCUGGCGGAUGCAGAAGAAGGUGGGUUCCCGGCGAUGGUGCUACGGCCUGACGAGGUGGUUGACGGCAAGCCGAAGCAGUGCACCAUGUUCCUUGUGUUCAAUGACGGGAAGGACAGGAAUCUGCUUUAUGGCACGCUCACGGCCUCGAAUGCAACGCCGGAUGAGACGGUAUUCGCGCAGGUUCCGUUGAAAAAUCUCAUCGUAGAAAACCUAGAUCAAGCUGAAGGCUUUACGCAAUCUGGCCAUGCUGUGCUGCAGAGGCUUCACUGGAACGACCUCAAGGCGCUGAACAUGGAUCCUGAAAUUAAGAAUACGGAUGGUGCGCAAGUUGUGCUAUCAGAGAGUCUGAGAGUCGUAGCGAGGCAUUCCGCGGGCGCCUUGACGGACCGCAUGAACAUGACGCCCGGCGAAUUCCGCCUCCGCCUCCAAACCAGUGGCAGCGCCGAAAUCAUCAUCCUCCGCAACCCGCAAGAAGACAUGAGCGCCGCCAUCGACGCCAAACACUGCGAGCCCGACAUCCCCGACGAACUCGCCGAGCUGCUGCGCACCAUCGCCACGGCAUCCACGCUCCGAACCUACUCGUUCCACAACCUCGCCGACCUGCACACCUUCCAGACGGCCGUGACGGGCUUCUUCGUCAAGUUCGACGGCAUCGCCGCCUCGUUUGCCAUUGCGCGCCGCCGCAUGGUGGUGCCCAUCUACAAGCGGUGGGAGUCGGCGCAGGUGCGCAUCCAGGUGGUGCAGCAGGACAACGUCAUCCAGCUGCUGGCCUUCUUCGAGGAGUUCUCGCACGCCGACGCCAUGAACUUCCAGCUCAAGAGCAUGGACGUGUUCGAGAAGCACGAGAAGGGCGGCCGGUUCCUGCUGAAGCUGGUCGACGCCAAGUUUGCGCUGCCGGUCGAGGAGCGGAAAGGCGAGGGCAAGAUUGGGCAGGCCGAGGGCAAGCAGGGCGGGUGGGCGGGCGCGCGGAGGAGGUUUGUGUGUCUGGAUGUGGUCGAGUACCCGGGCGAGCAUGAUGAUGUGACGGUGGGGUUUGAGAGUGCUGCCGAGCGUGACCGCUUCGCCGAAGCCCUCCCCGCGGCGUCGCAGAUUGGCCGCCAGAUUACGUUCAAGCGCAAGAUUUGAUUUUGAGCAUUUGCGUUUACAUUCGUUAUAGCUAUUUGUGUGCUUUUCCCUACCUCCUAGCUUUUGGGGGGGGAAAGGGGGGCGUGUGUCUGAUACGAUACGGUUUUUCUUUGUAUACCCUUUUGCUUUUUGUUUUUUUUUCUUUCGUGGCGAAAACGCGCGGGGCAUUGCACAUAAAGCGGGCAUUUUCUGUGAGCGCUCCUCCUGAGUAGGUAUCUAUCUCUUCAAGGUUCCUGUCGCUGGUUU
Mytilinidion resinicola is the source of this 4170-nucleotide messenger RNA. RefSeq lists its product as uncharacterized. Lineage: Eukaryota; Fungi; Ascomycota; Dothideomycetes; Mytilinidiales; Mytilinidiaceae. The transcript has 4 exons. The coding region runs from base 58 to 3924 and encodes 1288 amino acids. The record is from RefSeq and is a predicted model, not a curated record.